Messenger RNA from Ectocarpus sp. CCAP 1310/34, 1293 nucleotides. The record is from the annotation of a GenBank genome assembly. Lineage: Eukaryota; Phaeophyceae; Ectocarpales; Ectocarpaceae.
AUGGACAUGAGUAUGUUCUUGGAUGUAGGCUUGAUGAACGGACAAGACUCGGUCCCUCCGGGUGACUUUUAUCCCGACCCAUUAGGCGUGUGUGAGUCUGUGAAGCCCCCCGUUGCGUUCGCUGCGAUGCAAGAUGAGUUGGACGCGCUCAAAGACUUCGCUGCCGAGUGCCGUGUGCAGCAAGAUGUAGGUCCCCCAUCCCUUUCCCAUGCUUUGGCGAUUAUCGCCCCCGGUGGUCCAGCGUUCACUGUAGGAAAACCCACGUCCACCAUCGACAUUAAUUUGUUCCACGCUUCCACCGGCCACGUGAAUGAAUUUUUGAUGCGGGAAACCGCCAAGCAGCAGGGUGUUCAAUUGGUGGGGGAACUGCAGCCAUGCGUCGGCUGCAUCGAGGCGAAGGGCAGGAGGGCCCCGGUGCCGCGGCGUGGAGUCACCCGCGCGGCGGUACCUUUCGGCAAGGUGCACAUCGACAUCACCGGGCCGUACUCUCAGGCGUUCGACGGUUCCCGUUACCUGAUCAUGUUCGUGGACAGUGCGUCGCGGUGGCAACGGGCGUACGGCAUGCGGGCCAAGAGCGACACCCUGACGUACACGCGGCGUUUCCUCGCCGACCUGAACGGCGACGGCCCCCUGGGGUGUUUCCGCAUGGGCAACGCGGGGGAGUUCACGAGUGCUGCCUUCGUCGCGUUCUGCGACGCCGCUGGCAUCCGGCGCGAGUACACCGCGCCCGACACCCCGAACCAGAAUGCGAUCGUCGAAAGCGCCAUCUGGCGAGCUAUGAAGGGGGGCCACGCCGCCCGCCGCCACGUCCUCUCCAUGGGCCACUUCGACCUCGCCUCCAUCCCCGGUAUGGACGCCAACGGACACCGGCUGUGGCUUGCAUCGGCGAUCUGGGCCUCCGGCUGCUUCAACCGUUCCGCGACGUCGGCCAACCCGGCCUGGAUGUCGCCGUUCGAGGCCUUCUUCGGACGCAAACCGCCGCUCAAGGUCGUCCCCUCUUCCCAGGAGGGGAUGAUGCGCGUGAAGCGCGCCUUGGGACGUCCAAUCCGUAUGCCGUGCAUUCCGGUCUUCGAGGAUAAUCAGGGAGCGAUUCAGAUUGCGCACAACCCGAUCACGAACUCAAACUCGAAGCACAUCGAUGUACGGCAUCACUUUAUCAGGGAACUGGUAGAGAGGAAGGAGAUUUCGAUUACGCAUGUGACGUCGGAGUUUCAGCAUGCAGAUUUCUUGACGAAGGCUAUCAGCAAGGAAUCUUUUGCGUUGCACAGAGACUUUGUGAUGAAUUUGCAGUGA